CAAUCAAGCAACCCAGUAGGACCAAAGCAGUGAGUCAAGGCACAGCCUACACGACCAUGAUAGAAAAAUAGAAUCUACGGUUAUCCCUAAACAUUUUGUUAUCUAAAGUGUAUGAAAUCAUCUUACGAAUACAAGACAAGAAAAUAUAUCAAUUGUGAUUUGUGAUAAAAAAUUUAAGAGAACGGAUUUUGUAUCUCCGUCCGCACUCCGUGUACACCGUAUAUCUAUAGACAAGGAUAGAUCGAUCUGAAUCCGUGGUUUCGUGAGCAGAAUCUUUAAGUGGCCGAACCUGACAGGAUUCUCCGUCCUGAGUUUGAGUCCUCCGACGUGGUGUAUGGAGAAGUAGUUGAUGGUUGAAUAUAUCAGGUUUGAAGAUGAUUGAGAAACUAUCCAGAGACUAGUGUAUAGUCUUCAGUAUGGAGAGGUUUCCGUCCUUACUCUUAUUCUCUCUUCUGCUGGCCUGUCUCCAGACUGCCUUAGCUAUAGUUCAAAGUCCUCCGUAUAUGGUAAAGCAGCCUCCGAACACUGAGCUCCUGUUCAAGGUUAAGACCAGAGAAGAUGAGAAUGAUAAACCUUUUAUCAUUGAAUGCGAGGCUGAAGGAGAACCCUAUCCACAGUAUCGGUGGCAAAAGAACGGAAAAGAUUUCAACUGGCAGGUUUAUGAUAACAGAAUAACUCAGCAGCCUGGUCGAGGAUCUCUGGUGAUCACGAACCCCCAGGCUGAGGAUACAGGAGGAAAGUUGUUCAAUUGGCGGCAGUUAGAAGGAGACUACACCUGCUUCGCGACGAACGAAUGGGGAACUGCUGCAUCAAAUACAGUCUUUGUCAGGCAGUCGACCCUCAACAGUUUCAAGGAGGAGCCUCCGAGGACUCUGAGCGUAGAGGAGGGUAACCCUAUCAAGCUGCCCUGCGAGGCUCCAGCUGGUUGGCCUAAACCUAGUGUUUAUUGGAUGAUCCAGAAUACGAACGGAGCUUUGAAGACAAUCAACUCCUCUCGGCUGACGGUCGAUCCUGAGGGAAACUUGUGGUUCAGUAACGUGACGCGAAAUGAUGCGUCGAAUGAGUUCUUCUACGCUUGCUCGGCUGCGUCAUACUUUAGGAAUGAAUACAAGCUUGGGAACAGGGUUGUGCUCCAGGUAAGCCAAUCUGGAUCUUCGGCAGGAUUACAAAACAAAGUCAAGCCUACCAAGCAGUAUGUUACAAGGAAGAAUACAAUUGCCUACCGAGGCGAGAGUGCUAGGAUGUGGUGUAUCUUUGGUGGAACACCUUUACCUGAAACCAGAUGGACAAAAAGAGGCGGAGCAUUGCCGCAGGGACGAACGAACUAUGAUAAUUAUGGAAAAACGUUAGUGAUAGAACACGUAGAUUACGAUGACGAAGGUGAUUACACUUGUGAGGCAUCGAAUGGUGUUGGAAUCGCUCAAUCUUAUUCGAUCCAGUUGGUCGUCUACGCGGCACCGUACUUCACCAAGGAGCCACAGAGUCAGACUGCUGCCGAAGGUGAAGAUGUUAUGUUUGAGUGCGAGGCUGCUGGUUUCCCGUCGCCAAGAAUAGUCUGGGUGCACAACGGUGUCGCUCUCGACAAGGAUAAGUUCAACGACAAUCCUCGUCGUAUUAUCACCAGUAACUCCAUCAUCAUCAAGAACCUCACCAAGCUCGACACCGGUAACUACGGUUGUAACGCUACAGCUCAGGCCUCUGGAAGGUACGUGUACAAGGACGUAUUUGUAAACGUCCUUGCUCUCCCUCCAGAGAUAACAGAGGCCCCACAGUCCAUGCUGAGAACAGUGACUGGAUCUACUAUCACUCUGACCUGUGAAACCUUCGGAGCUCCUAAACCUAUCGUGAAAUGGUUUCACGGGACUGAUGAACUCACGGGAAACCGGUUUAACGUUACAAACGAUGGAAGUUUGAUUAUUUCCGACGUGAAGUAUAUAGAUGAUGGACAUUAUCUGUGUAAUGCAACCAAUAAGUUUGGAUAUGCCACAGCUAAAGGCUCGUUAAUAGUGAAAGAACAUACUCGGAUCACGGGUAGUCCGCAACCCUAUGAGGUUGAGGCGGAUGAUACAGCAACCUUCAGAUGUAAUGCUGUCACGGAUCCUGAUCUUGAUCUAACCAUAAACUGGCUCAAGGAUGGUCGAAGGAUUGAUUUUGAGACGGAGCCGAGGUUUAUUCAAACUAAUGACAACUCUUUAACCAUCACGAAGACGACUGAGCUUGACUCCGGAGCAUACACAUGUCAGGCCUUGACGGAGUUGGAUGAGGAUCAUGCCUCCGCUAGCCUUAUCGUCCAGGAUGUUCCUAAUCCUCCGAACCUGCUCUGGAUUGAAUGCAACUACCAGGAUGCUGAUGUGGUUUGGGAACCUAGAGGAGAUAACCGAGCUCCAAUUCUGUCCUACAAGAUUCAGUACAAUACAUCAUUCAUCCCGGAUACAUGGGAGACAGCUACUGAUUUGGCUCACAACACAGCUACGUCCUUCAAGGUCUCCAUGUCCCCCUGGACGAACUACACCUUCAGGGUGAUCGCUAGAAACAAGGUCGGAGACUCCCUUCCCUCCGGACACUCUAAGGUCUGCUUGACACCUGAGGAUGUACCGUAUAAGAACCCGGACAACGUGGUCGGAAAAGGAACUGCACCGAAUAAUCUCGUCAUAUACUGGACGAGAAUGCCGCAAAUUGAGCACAACGCACCGAAGUUCAAGUACCGCGUGUACUGGAGAAGAGAGGAUAAUCCCCAGUGGCAGAUCGAGGAUAUUGCAGACUGGAGACAGAAGGAGCUCCUUGUACCGAACCAACCCAAGUUCACCAAAUACAGGAUCAAAGUUGUGGCGCACAACCAGCGCGGAGAAGCUAAUGUAGCGGCUGAAGAGGUUGUAGGUUAUAGCGGAGAAGCUGAACCUGGUGAGGCCCCAGGGAAUUUUAGUCUCAAGGAAGUGAUAGGACCCCGUAGUGCGCUUGUAUCCUGGGAUCCUGUCAACCCUGCUAGUAUCAAUGGACACUUUAAAGGAUAUAAGAUCCUUACCUGGACGGCGAGCACAGGAGAGGAGAACCAGAGAGAAAUUAUCAUGAGGAGCGACUCAACCCAAUCCUUGGUGAGAAGUUUCAAACCGUAUGCGGUAAACUACGCAAGAGUUCUUGCGUUUAACGGAGCAUACAACGGUCCUGCGUCAAAUACAAUCGUUAUUGCUACUCCAGAGGGUAAACCCGGUCCAACAGAGACGCUGGAGUGCUAUCCUAUGGGAUCCUCCGCCCUACUUUUGGAGUGGGUUCCGCCAGAGGAGGUUAACGGUGUUUUAACCGGAUACAGGAUCUAUUACGCUAAGGUAGACGGAACCGCUGUCGGAGCACUGCUAGAGAGAGAACCUAGUAUCAGGAACAAUAUGACAACCAAGGCUAAGCUGGCCGGCCUGAAGCCUCACUCCAAGUACAGGGUUACGAUCAGAGCUACAACCAAUGCCGGAGAGGGUAUGCCCUACUACACAGACUGUGAUACUAACCCUCAGACCAAUGAACCUCCCUCAAUGCCGAGGUUUAAAUAUACUCAUCUGAGCACAGAUAAUGGUACUCCACCAAGAGUAAAGGUUACUUGGCAGCCGUUUGUUGAUGGAAAUCCUGGCUCACAUUUCUACGUACAAUAUAGAAAGCAGAUUGAAACUGAGUGGGCUAAAUCUGACGAGCAGCUGAAUGAGAACUACGUGGUCGUGCAGGGUCUGGAUCCUGGACAUGUUUACGAGUUCCGUGUCAUUGCUGUGGACGGAAUCUAUGAAACUGCGUCAACCAUCCAGGAUAUUGUUACCUACGCACGUCUUCCCUCCGCAGAGAAUAGAGGCGGAACAGUCGUUGCUUCCUCAGGCUGGUUUAUAGGUAUGCUGCUUGCUCUGGUGUUACUGUUUGGUAUCUGUGUUGUGGUUUGCCUGAUCAAGAGGAACCGCGGCGGGAAGUACGCUGUACAAGCUCAGGAGGUGGCCCACGGCAGGGGUCAUGAGUAUGAGGAAGGAGGGUUCAUGGAGUACACACAACCGUUGGACGGAGAACUGCGGAAACCAAGCCAGAUCUCAAGGGAUAUGCAUCUACCCCCGGAGUCGGAUACGGAGAGUAUAGCGGAUUAUGCGGACGGGACGGAUGCAGAGCGUUUUGAAGAAGACGGUUCCUUUAUAGGCCUUUAUGGUGGGGCUACUGGGAAAAAACCCAAACAAUCCAGUGAAAGAGUGCGUGGACGAAUGGGAGGUUGGCCAGCGGCCAGUCCAACUGCCGCGGCCACUUUGGCUGGUCGGCAAUCUACUGCUGUUACUGACAGCGGUUUGGCGGCCAAAAGCAGCGGUUCUGCCACCUUCGUUUAGCACAACCAACUGAUAUUAACCUGAUAAAUAUGUAUUAAUUAAUUCAUUAAUUAUUGCCGAAUUUUAUGUAAAAUUAUUAUGUCAACAAUUAUAAACAAAAACGCGCCACAAAAUGCUUCCAAUUUUUCCCUCUUGCACCACUCAAUGGUUGUAUAAAAGUUAACACAACUCAUAUUUCAAUCAAAAAUAUAAGUUUUUUGUUCCAAUAUUCAAAUUUGAUUCAACGAAAAGAAAGUUUAAAGAUAUGAGCACGAUGAACGUGUACUCUGUGAUAAUGAUGGUAAAAAAUCAAUUAAUUUGGUGUGCUUGGCCUGACACUUCCCCUUGAUAAACUUGAAAUUUGUACACGGGGGUUCAAGAUGAUGUACUGCAGUGGCAUUUUAUAAUUUCUGCCGUGUACCUUCGUUGUACAGAUUAACAAACUGUACAGUGGUUCCUCUGUGUGGCGUACAAAGUUUUAUGUCGCAUUUGCUGUUUUACCUGUACAGUCCGACACUGUACAUUGUACAAUGUACAUUGAAAAGUGUGUUAUAAAAACCACAACUCACGUGACCACACUCCAUCCAAACCUUGGUUCACCAUGACCAGUCCAAACUUUAAUCUAUCAACUGCAGUCCAAUUCAUAAUCCUUUCAUUUUUUUUAUUUCAAAUACUCAUCUUCAGUGAAUAAUACUUUCUCCUUUUCAGUUCAGCUUAAAAACUUGUUUUUAGCUUGCGACGACUUAAAAUUUACGUAAUCAUUAACUAAAAUGUACAAAUUUUAUUUUGUUCGGGCAACCUGUUAUUUGGAUCUCAUGGUGAUGAAUCAAAUGUGAAAUAUCCGGGUGUUUUUUGGUCCCGUCAACCCCCCUGUAGAUAUUUGUUUAUCUGUUACAAAUCCUGAUAUUAAUGUUAGAUUAGCUGUAAGAAUAGUUUCGCUUUGUACUGCUCUAUAUAUUAUAUUGUACUGCUAUGUACUCUGUACAAUCUGUGUACAGUAAAUGUAUCUAUUCCUUUUUGUACACAAUAUUGAAUAAAGAAAGCUGUGUACU
Molecule: messenger RNA, 5371 nt
Organism: Eurytemora carolleeae
Lineage: Eukaryota; Metazoa; Arthropoda; Copepoda; Calanoida; Temoridae
Product: neuroglian
Exons: 14
Coding region: 417-4340 (1307 amino acids)
Biological process (GO): cell-cell adhesion
Molecular function (GO): protein binding
Source: RefSeq, a predicted model, not a curated record